CUUAUCCCCACGCGACCACCAAAAUUGGAGCUUAAAAACGACCUUAAUGGAUACGAGCUCCUCACACUGGGAGCUGAUGCUAUCUUUCAUCACAGCCAUUCGAUAGGCUUCUGGCACAUGAGUUAUGUUUGCACCGAACCUGAUGGCCAUCUGAUCUCCCAACGGACUCCACAAAGGAUAUCCAUGUGGAGGACUCCCACCCAAACCCACCAUCCUUUCAGCACAGACGGUUAUAUAAACGCCGAGGCAUGGUGAUUCGGAGAAGGCUAUGGAGGCCAAACUCCACUUGUCAUCUAAUCCACCACCACCCAUCCUUGUUUCCCUCAUCGGAAAACUAUCCUAACAUCCUUCUCAAAUUCCCCAUCUUCCUCCUCCAAAUCUCCAACCAAUCUCCUCCUCCUCCUCCUCAUCGAGAUCUCUUGUAUUUUCUUUGUUUUUCUUUGUUUUCACAACAAGAUCAUGGCUACCUUGGGAAGCUUGAGCUCUUUGUUUGAGAAACCGAUGCCCGAGAACCCGACGCUGUUUGAUUCUCUGUCAUCAUGGAACCAAACCAAGCCCAAGAAACCAAGUGAGAACUCGUCCUUCACGGAGAUCUUCGGUGAGCUCCACUUCCAAGAGAAGCCUGCACAAACCUCCGAGAAAAAGAAUGGCAGAAAUGGCUGUAAAUGUGAUCCCAAGAGCAAUGGUGGCUUCUUGGUGAAGAAUUCGGAGUCCCUGCAGCUCUGCACCGAAGGGCUUGGCUCCGAGAGCUCGGACGACGUCGAUGACUUGGUGAAGGAAGGUGGUGGUGAUUGGAGUGAUCUUGGGAAAGAGAAGGGCACAGAAAGGCGGUCUCGGCAUGAUGGCGUGAAUGGUGCUUAUUCGAGAAGCUUGUCACAGGUGCGGUCGAGGAGCCGUGGGGGCUUCCCGCCGCCGAUAUCAUCUAUCGGGAAGAGCGGCAAGCCAUUGAUCUCCUUCAAAUCUUAUAGGGAGGAUGGGAGGUUUGUUCUGAGAGAGAUCAGGAUCCCAACUUAUGAGUUCUUGCAAGCCUCUCGGGAAGACGGGCGGCUCAAACUGCACAUAGUCCACCCAGAAGAAGCCAUUUCAGAAGGAGAAGAAGGAGAACGUGAAGAAGAAGAAGAACAACAAGAGGAAGGGGUAGAAGAACAAGAAGAAGAAGAGAAGAAAAUAGCUGAUGAAGCGCACAGCAAUUAGUAAUAGACUUUUUGUUAGUUUAUGCCGUUUCUGAGGAAUUUCUUGGAGAAAAGUUUGACUUUCAUUUUUUUUUCUAAGGAUAAAGAGAGGAAAAAGAAAAAGAUAGAAACAAGAAACAAAGGUUAUUCCAAGAAGAGAAAUUAGACAGGAGAAAUAAGGGCUUUUACUCUUUCAUGUUUUCAAGCACAAUGAUAGUGAAUAAAUUAUAGUCUCAGGCUCUUGGUUCUCAAGAGA
This is a messenger RNA of Elaeis guineensis (African oil palm), 1428 nucleotides long. RefSeq lists its product as uncharacterized. The record is from RefSeq and is a predicted model, not a curated record. Lineage: Eukaryota; Viridiplantae; Streptophyta; Magnoliopsida; Arecales; Arecaceae.